Molecule: messenger RNA, 5860 nt
Organism: Pseudomyrmex gracilis
Lineage: Eukaryota; Metazoa; Arthropoda; Insecta; Hymenoptera; Formicidae
Exons: 8
Coding region: 778-1515 (245 amino acids)
Source: RefSeq, a predicted model, not a curated record
CGCAUGUAAACAAACCCUGGGAACCGGGAGCACCUAAUCAUGCGCCGAGCUUCGAACGAUCACACGCAAAAGUCCUUCGUAACGUACGAGUCGUGCAAUCAGGCAGCGUGAUGAGUGCGUGGUAUCGUUUUACAUGACUUACGCGUGAACUUUAAAAUACGAACGUCGAAAAUAGGUGUGUUUAAUUCGCGUACAUAUCGUGCCGACACACGUGUGUGGUCGAGUGCGUAUCGAAAUUUUAUGUACACGGCGCGAUCGCGAUGUAGUUUGUUAUUAUUUGCCUCGAGAUGUUAUCGCGUGUUAUUGGAUUCACAAGUUGCAUCCAAGUGAAUCGCGCAAAGUUGUCGAGAAUGUCCGAAGAACCGUUCGAAAGAUCGCGGCAAAGUGCAACGUUACAAUGGUUAUGGAAACGAUGAGAGGGAGAAGAGAGCGGAAUAAAAUGGCGCGACGCGAGUUUCGCAGUUUCCAUUUCAACGUCUUUAAAUGAGCGACAGUCAAUUCCUGCAGAGCGUUAUUAUUAAAAUAUCGUCAAACGUUGAGAGGAAAGAGGAAGAAAAUAUCGAGGAGGAAGAAAAAGGUGCGAAUCUGUUCUCUUUUCGACACGCAUAAUCAUCGAGGAACGACCGGGAUCGAGAGUGGCGAAGUGCUUGUCUGCGAACGCUGUGACGGAAGUUGGACGCUCUCGACAACAUGCCCCUGACGAAUCGCAACGAGAGAUAAAGGUGGGACCGAAGGAACAAGCAUCUCAUCCUAAAGGGAGCAGCGGGAGAAGAAAAUAUGGGAAAAGGAGACAAGAGAAGUGUCGCGCAGCGCGGUGAUGGCGCCAGCACCAAUCUCGUGGGCAAAUUCACGCAGAGCGUCCGGAGGAUCGUCCAGGACGUAAAGGACGAGGGCACUUCGAGUGGGCAAACGAAGGAAGAGGUGAUUGAGACGAACGAGAGGCUGAGAGUCGUGAGGAUACGCCUGGACGGUAGCUACGACACCGCCAAGAGAGCACUCGUCGAAUUGAUGUGCAAGUACACCGAUAGCAAACAAGUGCGCAACGUGUUCCAGCGUUACAACCUCCUCAAGGUUAUGAUCAAGGACGUAAUUAAGUUGGAGACGCAGUAUUGGACGCUGGUGGAUAUACCGAGACAAGAAAAGCAGGAGACAGUGCCCGCCUUCGUGCUACGUGCCUGUUCCAUCAUGGAGAAGACUCACAAGAGCGGCGAGGGUGUGAAAACUUCGGCGCGUCUCGCUGAGGAAGCCGAGACCAAAAGAGAACGCAUCGAGAGACUUGAGAGUAUGACAACAGCGCAAAUCGAAGCGGAGAACACUCAGAUGACUAACGAUUUGUACAGAUUAUUGAAGAAAUACACGGGUCUCAGGAAUCUCAUUAAAGAGUUGAAAGAGGAAUACAAUAGCUCGAAGGUGUAUCCGAUGUUCCCGCGUUACACAAUACUAAAGGAUAUGAUAAAGGACAUAAUGCACAAUCCGGACUAUAUGGAGGUCUGUCACGAGGUGGACCAAGCAUAGCGGCCCGACCCCCUCCACCGUUCGCCACGUAUGACCCUGUAAAUUCCUUAGGGUUUCCGCGUGGUCGUCGGUGAAGGGGGUGAACCACAGAACGCACGCUUCAGCUUCGACUGAGUUUUCACUUUGGACAGCAAUCGCUGCAUUGUAAUUGUUUUUUGAUCUUCGUGAAUUCUCGUUUCUCUUUUUUUUUUUUUUUUUUUUAACGAAUCACGCGUCAGUACUUCCCGGAUAAAAGCCGAAAUUUAAUAGUGAAGCGUGACGUUUAAGAGAAACAUCACGUCGGUAUGAUGUCCCUCUCAAACGGUUGUUUAUUCUUCCGGAAAAAGUCAUAAAUUUUCUCGGCUGUUUAAAACAAAGACAAGAAAGGAAGAAUUAAGAGUGAGUGUAAAAAAGCGAUCUUUUUACUCAAUCAGCGUCGAACACAACAGGAAGGCAACGAAUAAGCGAAACAAAAUUUGAACGGAUGGACAGCCGCGAAAAAGAAUCAACCAUUUAAAAUUAUAACAUUAAUUUUUUAUUGUUUUGCAAAAUAUAUAUAAAAGUGCCGCUUAUUUAAGGCCGUUUAUCCGUGAAAUACUGUGAUCUAAAGAUGCGUAGUUUAAAACAACUUCGGAACAAAAACUUGUAUUUGUGUGUUAAUAUUUGCAAAUUGUGUGAAAUUACUUGCAGGUAAGUUAAAUAACUCAUACACAACACACGCAGUGUUUUUUAAGUGUUUUGUAAAGUUUUGGCGAUACAAACACACACACAUACACAUACACACGGAAAAUGGACUGAAUUUUAUGUGUGUGGAAAUGCGUUGCUGAAUGUCAAAACAUGACAACAAACAUCCUGGUACCAUUAGAAGAGCAAAGGUGGAAAUAGGUAUGUAUAGUCUGUUGUGAAGUCUCAAGUAGAGAGAUCGUGAAAUCAUCAAUGUACCUGCAGGAAUCUUGCUACUUGCUGCUUAAUCGUAAAAUCAAUUGACAGAAAAAAUAAAUAUGUUUAUCGCGCGCUUCAAAAUUAGAAAUAUUUAUCUUGCGAGUAAAUGGUUUUUGUUCUAUACAAGCAGCUUUUUAAAUAUGCAAGAUCGAAAAAUAAAUAUUAUUAAAUUGGUGCAAAAAAAUAAUUGCGGUUCUUAUUAUUUAUUAAUAAUUUCAAUAAAUUUAUUUAAUAAAUAACCAAAUCCGCAAUAGUGUGUGUGAAAGAAUUUCAGUUUUCACAUUUUUACAGGAAAAGUUAAUUCCAGCUUUUUUAAAUAGAUUUAAUAUUUUUUUCAAACAUCCCACAUUCCGCGAAAAAAGAUACUCGAAUUUCCGUUAAAAUCAAUCGCGAACAGCAGAUUUCGCAAGAUUCCAGCGUACAGAAGCGAUCGUUGUACAUUUUCUGAUUUCGUAUCAGAAUAGUCGCUCGCACGUCACACACAAAAGAGGAUAGCUGCGUUAUUAUUAUUACCGAGUGUGUCAUUUUCACACAUGGUACAUACAAUUAAUCGAUUAAUAAUCCACGAGAUGUCAAGUUGAUUAAAUCUGUGAGCGUGAAUUUGUACAUACGCGCGUGAGAGUUAUUGUGUAUGCAAGAGAAGAGAAAAUUAGCGUAAAAUUGUGACAGUCACGUCGAUAUUAUAAUGAAACAUAAUUAGCGUCUGCUUCCUGCUGUAUAUAAAACGUAAAAAGACAGUGUUGUGUAAUUAUUAAAUUAUUAUCGGUCUUACACGCGAUCGAAGUUCCGUUUUGAUAAAAGUUGUUUUUACACAAGAUAAAAAUGUAUAAUUUACACAAAAAAUGAACAACCACGAUAUGAUUUCUAUGUUUAUUUGAUUACACGUGAUUUCUUUUACAUAACCGACAACAGUGAGUGACAGUUGUUUUUUUUUUCCCCGUCAGUACGUAUACUAUAAAUAUUAAUGAUUCUUCUGUGGAUACACGCAACGCUUCCAUUAUGAAUCGCAAGAUAAGCUAAGAUCGUAUUCGGUGGCGUAGAUAAGAUAUGUAUAAGUGUCCAACGUGUUUCUUUUGUGCGGGAAGCAGAACGAAAGAAAAAAUAUCACGUAUAUACGUUUUUAUGGUAAGUAAGUUCACUUCACAAAGAAAGGGACUCCGUGAUCUUGAUCCUGGCGCUGAUGUUGUCAAGAUCAUCGGCGUCUCCUGAGUGAAAAAAAAUAUAUAUCGCAAUUUACCGAUUCACCGGCCGCAUUUAGCUAAAAAACGAUUACGCGAUAAAAAUUUAUAUGCUUAACAAUAAACGACCACGUGAACAACACAUUCUCCGUAUAUAUUAAUAAUAUAAGAACAAGUAUAACACACAAGCAGCGAGCUUUGAAUGAAAGCGUCGCUUGAGUGUUGAUAUAUUGCAUAAUGAACAUAUCAUCAGCAUUCGUAAAUUUUGCAUCUCGGCGAGGAAAGUCCCCGAAAGAGAUAAGUCUGAUUUUAAUGCGGGAAAAUGUAAAAGAGAGUAUAUCAGUUCACGAGACGCAGAUAAUCCCCAGCCUCGCAAAGUGCGUUUCUAUCAGAUACGAUACAUUACAAGUGCAACUGUAAACUACAGCAAAUCUUUCUCGAGGGACUCUCGCUCGUGGAGUAUUCGCAUCCACGCAAAACAUGCAUAUUGUAUAUGCAUACUGUGCAGUUCGAUACUGACAAACACGAGAACAAGGAGAUGUUAUCGAAACGGCAAUCCAACCGUAACGAAAAAAAAGAACGUGCCAUGUUCUCCUGAAGUGCUAUACCUCAUGUAAGUAUAUAUAUUUACGUAAAAACAAAAAAACCAAAGCGUGUGUAACGCACGUCAUCUUGCACGUGAGCUGCAAAUUUGUAAAUGUACGUAAUACACACACACACACACAUAAACACACACACACAGUUGCAUCGGCGCGAAUUACCGCCGGCAAUUUCAUUCGCGUGCAAACGUGACAAGAAGAAUCCUUUGUGGGAUUUGGUUGUUCUUCUAUCAUUAAGAUAUUAAGCGAUGUAUACUAUAUUAAAGUACAUUACAUACAAAGAGACGAAAAUGGCUGACAGCCCGAAAUCAAAAUACAACAUAUAAUGCGCGGCGGACAUUGGAACGAGAUGAAGAUCCCGAUCUUUCGUAUUGCGGGUCCUUUCCAAUGUUCGCCGAUGGUUAGCGUUCCCCUACCCAUCCCCUUUCCCCCGCCCCUCAUCCUUUGAAAAACAAAGUUUAGCACUGUACAUUAGAAAACGAGUCAAAACGAGUACUACGUAUCAUCAAAAUGGUUAAUCAAACUCGAAUAUUAUUAUAAUCGAUCAUUUAUAAAGCUGGAUACAGGCAAAAAGUGUAAUUCACACACAAAAUAAUCAAAAUAAUGCGUUUUGUUAAAUCAAACGAAUGAACAAAUCAAAAUCUUUGAAAAGAUAUUUUAAGGUCUUUUUUCCUUGAAAAACAAAAACAAAAAUAUAAAGAAACUUUGAUGUGGAAACUUGUGAUAAUAAGUUUACUAAUAAUGUCAUAAAUUUAUUGAAUAAAAUACAAUAAUAAUCCAUGUGGCGCAACAAUGUUAAAAAUAAAUAAAAGAACAUUAACAAGCAAAAUCAAAGGACAGUCUGCAUCCAGCACGCUUUAUCUCUAUAUAAUUUUUUUCUCCGCAAAUUAACUGUCUAGAAUAGAGCUUUCGACGUAAAUAUUUAUCUUCUAUUAUAUACUACGUACAUAAAAAGGGCAUUUGAGAGAGAAGAGCAUGCUUUGUCACGGAAAAUAUAUUUUUUCAAUAGUUUUUUUUUCACGUACAUUAAAUUUAAUGAAUUUUUUCAACAUUCUUUUAAAAUACGUAAUAUUGUUUAUUAAACUUAUCAUUUCUUUAUAUUUCGGAGAAUAGCACACCGCGAUCUCAUAUCCUAUAUCUAAAAUUACUUUUUCUAAAUAAAUUUUUCUACAAUAUAUAUCCUACAAAAUUAAUUUUUCUAAAGAAUCUAUAUAAGACAAAAAACUUUGCAGGGUAUUUCCACUAAAAUGUUGUAACACAAAGCAUUUUUUUAACGAAGUCAAAUGAAACUAUUGUUUAAACGACCGAUUUCUUAAGGAUUCACAGAAACAGGACUAAUUAGCAUUAUUUUGAAGAUGAACCUGUAUAACUAUUCCGUAAAUAAUCGGAAUAUAUUUUCCGGCACUUUUUUUUCGAAAUCUCUAGAUAUAUGUAUAUUCACAUCAUAUGAAAAUAUUUGUAUCUAUUUAUCCGUUUUGCGAUGCAACUUGUGUAAAGAUAUAUACAUAUAUGAUAUUGUAUAUUCAUUACGUGAAUAUACGAUAUAUACGACCAAAAAAAAAAAUAAUUAGUCUAUAAUUUACGGAGCAAUCGAGAUAUAAUGAUAUAAAUGAAUAUAUAUUGUUUAAAAUAUUAAUUGAAAAUUAA